GAGCAGGAAUAUUAACAGCUGGCUCAGCAACGUGAAGCGGAAGUUCAAGUGAAUUUGCAGCUGUCUUUUCCACAUCUCCAUUUUUAAAGGAAAACUGCACUAUUUAAAAAAAAAAAAAUUAACUGUAUACAGUAAAAGCUGUGUUAUCCGGCACUUUACCAACCAGAAAGCUCUAGAAACGGGCAUUUCUGAUCUCUCCCAAUACAAAUCUUCAAUCUAGUAACCAGGACCAAUGCCGAAUCUAACCGGAAUCGAUGCUGAAGUUAUUUGGGACCCAAGUAUUUCCGAGAGCAGUCGGACUACGCUCGAGUUAGCCAAGAAGAGCUGAAUGCUGUUCUUUCUGUUUGUAUCCGCCAUUGUGAUUGGUCAGUUUACUAUUCUGUGUAUUGUCCUGUGUUUAUUGUAAACUAUCAACGCCACCCUACCAUCAUGGCAUCCAAAAUACCAGCAAAAAGCAAAGGAAAGAAACGUAAGAGAGUUGUGUUGACAUUAAAACAGAAAAUAGAUAUUUGUACACGUCUUGAAAAGGGCGAGAAUAGGAAUGUUUUGAUGCAAGAGUACAAUGUUGGCUCGUCCACAAUAUAAGACAUCAAGGCUCAGAAAGGACAAUUGCUCAAAUUUUUUGCUAGUUGUGAGUCAAAUAAAGCUGUUGAACAACGCCAUACUCUGCAUAUGCCUAAAUUAGAGCAACUAGACAGUGUUUUAUAUGAAUGGUUUUCAUUGAAACGAUCGGAGGGUGCCUCUAUAUCUGGUCCAAUGCUCAUUGAAAAGGCAAAAGAUUUUUAUAAGCAAAUGCAAUUGACUGAGCCAUGUGCAUUUUCUGAUGGAUGGCUUUCAUGCUUUAAACUUCGUCACGGCAUUAGAAAGCUAGAUGUACCAAGCGAACAAAAAUCGGCUGACCGUGAAGCUGCAGAAAAAUAUUGUGAAUUUUUUAGAAAUUUAAUUGCUGAACAUGAUCUAUCCCCUGAACAAAUUUAUAAUGCUGAUGAAACUUGCCUAUUUUGGCGAUGCUUGCCAAAUUCUACCCUAGCAGGUGCAAGUGAAUCUAAAGCUGUUGGUUUUAAGCAGAAUAAAGACAGACUAACUGUUCUUACGUGGGCUAAUGCUGCAGGCUCACAUAAAAUAAAACUUUUGGUGAUUGGGAAAUAUAAUCAUCCUAGAGCUUUCAAAGGUGUUGCACAUUUACCUAUUGUUUACAAAGCGCAAGGUAAUUCAUGGAUGAACAAAGAAAUUUUUUAUGAUUGGUUUCAUCAUGUUUUUGUACCUGCAGUGAAAGAACAUUUUAGAAAAAUAAGCUUACCUGAAGAUAGCAAAGCUAUUCUAUUGCUAGACAAUUGUAGAGCUCACCCUCAUGAAACAGAAUUAGUGUCUGGCAAUAUUUUUACCAUCUUCCUGCCUGCUAGUGUUACUUCAUUGAUUCAACCUAUGGACCAGGGCAUCAUCCAGAAUAUGAAAUGUUAUUACAGAAGAGAUUUCCUGAGAGAGCUGAUCAAUCAUGAAGGCACUAUACAGGAUUUUCAAUCUCGUUAUAAUAUAAAAGAUGCAAUUUUUAAUGUUGCUUGUGCCUGGAAUUCUGUUAAAAGUGAAACAUUAAGGAGAGCUUGGAUAAAAUUGUGGCCUAGUGUUAUGUUUGCAGAAGUGUCUUCUGAUGAAGAUGAAUUUGAAGGCUUUAAAGUAAGUGUUAGAAAAAAUACAUUCGCACAAAUUCUUGAAAUGGUGAAGGAUACUCCUUCUUCACACCCCAUCAACAAACUUCAUGAAAGUGAGCUAGAAGAGUGGGUUGAAGCUGACAAGGGGGUUGAAGUGACACCUGCUGUUAUUGAUACAGAAAUAAUAGAGACUGUUUUGAAUACUGAAAAGUCAAAAGACACUGGUAAAGACAGUGAAGAAGAUGAUUUUAGUGAAGAGGACAAAAUAACUUGGGGAAAGGCUGCUUCAGCUUUUAAUACAAUAAUUAAAUUUGCAGAAAGGCAGCCAUGUUAUACUGCCCAGGAGGUUAUGUAAUUGCACAUUCUGCACUCUACUUUUAUGCAAAAGAGGCAGAAGACAAGUCCCAGAUGA
Molecule: messenger RNA, 2061 nt
Organism: Malaclemys terrapin pileata
Lineage: Eukaryota; Metazoa; Chordata; Testudines; Emydidae
Gene: JRK
Product: Jrk helix-turn-helix protein
Exons: 2
Cellular component (GO): nucleus
Molecular function (GO): DNA binding
Source: RefSeq, a predicted model, not a curated record